Molecule: messenger RNA, 1044 nt
Organism: Nerophis lumbriciformis (worm pipefish)
Lineage: Eukaryota; Metazoa; Chordata; Actinopteri; Syngnathiformes; Syngnathidae
Source: RefSeq, a predicted model, not a curated record
AUGGAGAAGAGAAAGAAAGGGACGUCCUUGGAGCUGAGGUUAAUGGUAGUUGGCAGCAGUGGCCCAUCUCAGUUCCAGCUGACAAAUGCUAUCCUAGGAAGGGAGGUGUUCCCCAAGGACACCACAAGCAUUUCUGGCAGCCGCAAGAUUUUGGGAGAACUGGCCGGUCGACGGGUGGCUCUGAUAAGUGCCCCCAAUCUCUAUGAUAAAGAUAUAUCCAGUGUCAAGAGGAAGAUGGAGCUUAGAAGGUCCAAGUGCUUGUCAGUGCCUGGUCCCCAUGCAUUCCUGGUGGCCUUCGACAUGGAGAAAAUCUCACCGAAUGACAUAAGAACCCCGCAGCUAAUGAUGAACCGCUUCGGAAGAUACUGUUUGAGACACUGCAUUGUCCUGCUUGCCUAUGACGGGAACCCAGACAGCGCCGUCUUGGAGGGCGUCGUGCAGAACACCGACUGGCCCUUAAGGCAUCUGAUCGAGGACUUUGGUGGGCGUUUUUAUAUUUUCAACAAAAACUGGCGCGACCGCAGCCGAGAGCAGGAGCUACUACAGAAGAUUGAGUGGACAGUGGCAUCCCUGGGUGGCGCGUGCUUCACCAGCGGGACCUUCCAGAAAGCUGAGCGCAGUGUGAAGAAGGAGGAGAAAAGGCUCAUGAAGAAGAUGGCAGCUGAUAAUGAGAAAGUGUGGAGUGAGCUGGAGAAAAAGUACCUGUCGGAUGAAUUGUACCGGCGCAAAGAUGCCCACACAGCCAGCGUCAGUGCCAAGAUCCGGGCAAAGGCAGAGGUAGACAACGGCUGGCUGAGAACAUCUCUGGCUAGGGGGGUGGGCUCGGGCGUGGUGGUGGGGGCUGUCAUGGGGGCAUUGGUGGGCUCUAUAGAGGGCCCGGGAGGGAUGGUACUGUACGGAAUCAUCGGCGGGGCGGUCGGCGCGUCGGCAGGUGGUGCAGCUCAGGUGGCCACCAAGCACAUGGAGGAUCGAGUGGCCCCUCCUGCUCGAGUCAACUUCAACUCCAUCUUCAUCAAUCGCUUCUUUGCCACCCCUCGGCCCUGA